CUGGAAACAAACACAUCUUGUACAGCACUGAUCCAGGCAGUUGUUGUAAAGAUUUCAUUAUUGUUUUUAUGUUCCCACUCCUUUUUUUAAACUCUUGAUCAAGGUUUUGCUCUCGUCACUCGCCAAAAAGUUCAUCCACCGCUCCCCCAUCAUAAAAUUCUUCUUCCCCUCCUCAACAAUCAAUCGAAUCAACCACACCUUGCAUCAGCUAAUGGAUCAUUGCUUCAGAUCCCUCGCACGAUUGUCGAUUUCCACCAUUUUACUCGUGAUAUUUCUUUCUUCAUGCAGUUUCACUCGCACAGAAGCCUACGAUGCACUUGACCCGAAUGGAAAUAUCACAAUCAAGUGGGACAUUAUGAGUUGGACUCCGGACGGUUAUGUUGCCGUUGUUACUAUGUACAACUUCCAACAAUACCGUCACAUCCCACCUCCAGGGUGGACCUUAGGUUGGACGUGGGCUAAGAAAGAGGUGAUAUGGAACAUGAUGGGUGGUCAAGCCACUGAACAAGGAGAUUGUUCAAAAUACAAGAGUUCACCGCCACAUUGCUGCAAGAAAACUCCUUCGAUCGUCGAUUUACUUCCGGGGACUCCUUACAAUCAGCAGAUCUCGAAUUGCUGUAAAGGCGGAGUUAUCAACUCGUGGGCUCAAGAACCCAACAACUACGCUAGCUCGUUUCAGGUUAGCGUUGGUGCGGCUGGAACCACUAACAAAACGGUUAAACCGCCCAAGAACUUCACGUUGCUUGCACCAGGUCCGGGCUACACCUGUGGACCGGCUGUAGUUGGUAAACCGUCAAAGUUCAUAACUGCAGAUGGAAGACGAGUGACCCAAGCUAUGAUGACUUGGAAUGUUACCUGUACGUAUUCACAGUUUUUGGCUCAGAAAACCCCGACUUGUUGCGUGUCUCUCUCAUCGUUCUACAAUGAUACCAUCGUUCCAUGCCCUACUUGCACUUGUGGAUGCCAAAACAAUGCUACACACCCAGGAAGUUGCGUAAACCCAAACUCGCCAUAUCUAGCUUCGGUUGUUAAUGGUCCCGGUAAAAAUAGCUUAACCCCCCUGGUUCAAUGCACUCGACAUAUGUGCCCAAUUCGUGUUCAUUGGCACGUGAAGCUUAACUACAAGGAUUACUGGCGGGUGAAGGUCACAAUUACAAAUUUCAACUACAGGAUGAAUUACUCGCAAUGGAACUUGGUCGUUCAACACCCGAACUUUGACAAUCUUACUCAAAUUUUCAGCUUUAAUUAUAAGCCCCUCACCCCGUACUCUUCUAUAAAUGAUACCGCUAUGCUAUGGGGCGUUAAAUUCUACAACGAUUUCCUUAACCAAGCUGGACCGUUGGGCAACGUUCAGUCGGAAUUACUUUUCCGCAAAGAUAAAACAACUUUUACUUUCGAAAAGGGCUGGGCUUUUCCACGUAGAGUUUAUUUCAAUGGCGAUAAUUGCGUUAUGCCGCCUCCAGAAGCCUACCCGUAUCUCCCAAAUGUCGGCUAUCGACUAAAUUUAUCGAUACUCACGAUCUUCAUGACGUCUUUGGCUGUUUUCUUGAUCUUUGAGUAAGUAAUCGGCAUCCGUGUGUCUCAAAGUGCUCGUUGAAAGUGUGAUACAGCGUUCAAUCUUCAAGAUUUUUCAUGCUUCGUGGGUCCCAGGUGCGCGUUCCAUCCUAUUCAACGAGCAUGCGAUUUGUGGGUGAAUUCACCUAUUUACAACUGUUCUCUUGCAUAGUGUUCGAGUCUUUAGUGCUAAUUUAUAGUUGUAGUAACGGUAAGAACCUACGUUAACUAUUUGUAAUAUAAAUACUCGCAUUUGGAAUGUCUAUUGGUAACUUAUGUUGCCUUAAAUCGUAUAUUUAACAACA
Molecule: messenger RNA, 1859 nt
Organism: Cynara cardunculus var. scolymus (artichoke)
Lineage: Eukaryota; Viridiplantae; Streptophyta; Magnoliopsida; Asterales; Asteraceae
Product: protein COBRA-like
Exons: 6
Coding region: 212-1561 (449 amino acids)
Biological process (GO): cellulose microfibril organization; plant-type cell wall cellulose biosynthetic process
Cellular component (GO): plasma membrane
Source: RefSeq, a predicted model, not a curated record